CCAUCCAAAAGUCCAGAUGAACAGCGGAGGGCAGGCGGGAGCUGGGCCUGGACACUGGACGGUGGGCAGAGGGGCGCUGGGCAGCCCCUAGGCCUGGGGGCAAGUGAAAUGGGACUGGGCUGCCUCCUGACCUACUGUACAGCCUGGGAGAGACUGGUUCCCUCUCUGGGACCCAUCCAGCCCCAGGGACAAUCAGGGAUUCAGACCCCGAGCCUCAGGGGGAACAAUGGAGCCCUUGAAGGCCCUCCCCCCACAUUGUGCUUGGUGGUGAGAGGUGGCCCUGGGUCGGGUCGGGCCCUGGACUUAGCCGGGUGCACACCCUCAGGAGGGCUGGUGUCCAGCCGGCCAGCAGGUGGAAGGGCUCAGAAGGACUUGUUUCCUGGCCUGGAAAAGGUAGGGUACCACCAGGGGACCAGGUUUGGGGUGCCCUUUGGGGCUGAGCAGCACCCUGUUUACUCUGGGCCCAGGGUCUCAGGGGCCUGGACUCAACUCUCUUGGAACAGCCAACCCCAGGAGAUAACGGGUGCUGAGCCUGGUCGGGUGGCCCUCCAUUCUGGGGGUCUGUCCAUCUCAGGCCCACUGCCCUCACAGGGCCAUCAGUCUGGGUGGUGAUUCAGCUGCAGUAAGACUCAAGGGUAGGAAGAGGUAGAGGCAGAAGUCUGCCCCUCCCCCUCCCCCAGAAGCUGCUCAGGCCAGCUGAUGAGCAAGGGGGGAAGGGGGUGGGCCUCCGAGCAGCUGGGACCCCUCAGGCCAUGUGGGACUGGCCAGCCCCUGCCAGCUAGGCAGCUGCAGUGUAUCCAGAGGCUGAUGCCUUGGGCUAUUCAGCCCUGGGGGGAGGUUGGGGAGCCCCAACUCUUCCACAUGGGCAGACAAGCUGUAGUUGGUACACCUGCCUGCUGUCCACACUGCUCCUGGUUUAGCCUUUAUGUGGCCACGGGCACCUCCUAAACCCUUGUGGCCACCUGCUAGGUCUUGCGUCCUCAGAUCUGGGUCCUGGAGGUUAGCAGAGCAGAACAGACUCCUGUUCUCCAGGAGCAGCACCCACUGCGCCACAGAUGUCCCAUCCCCCGCCCCUAUGACCAACAUGAGCUGGAGCUUCCUGACGCGGCUGCUGGAGGAGAUCCACAACCACUCCACGUUCGUGGGCAAGAUUGUGGUCAUCUCCACGCCCUCCGUAAUGUACCUGGGCUAUGCUGUGCACCGCCUGGCCCGCGCCUCACAGGACGAGCGCCGUCGCGCUUCACGCCGCCGCCAAGGCCGCCUCGCGCCCCGUGCACCCCUGCCCCCACCGCCCCACCCGGGCUGGCCCGAGCCAACAGACCUGGGCGAAGAGGAGCCCAUGCUGGGCCUGGGUGAAGAGGACGAGGAUCCGGGCGCGGCCGAGGGCCUGGGCGAAGAUGAUGAGGCUGAGGACGUGGGUGCCGCCAAGGGUGCAGGAGGGGACCCAAAGGCGACCGGGGUCCCAGGCCCGGCAGGUCAGCAUGACGGGCGGCGGCGCAUCCAGCGCGAGGGGCUAAUGCGCGUGUACGUUGCCCAGCUGGUGGCGCGGGCCGCCUUCGAGGUGGCCUUCCUGGUGGGCCAGUACCUGCUGUAUGGUUUCGAGGUGCGGCCCUUCUUCGCGUGCAGCCGCCAGCCCUGCCCGCACGUGGUCGACUGCUUCGUGUCGAGACCCACUGAGAAGACGGUCUUCCUGCUGGUCAUGUACGUGGUCAGCUGCCUCUGCCUGGUGCUCAACCUCUGUGAGAUGGCGCACCUGGGCCUGGGCAGCGCGCAAGACGCUGUGCGCAGCCACCGCCCCCUGCCCCCCACCCCUGGCCCCAUGCCUCGCCAGCAGCCCUGUGGUCUCCCCGCCGCGCCUUCGGGCCUGGCCUGCCCGCCAGACUACAGCCUGGUGGUGCGCGCGGCUGAGCGCGCACGCACCCACGAUCAGGACCUGGCCAACCUGGCGCUGCAGGCGCUGCAGGACCGGCGGUCACUUGGGGACCUCGACAGCCCACCAGGCCCUGGCCUUCCAGCAACCGCCCGGGGGCCCCCGAGGGCCGGCGCCCCUGCCUCCGGGUCGGGCAGUGCCACGUCGGGGGGCACUGCCGGGGGCCAGGGCCGGCCAGGGGCCAAACCCAGGAUGGGCUCUGAGAAGGGCAGUGCGAGCAGCAGCAGGGAGGGUAAGACCACCGUGUGGAUCUGAGGCCUGCAUUGGCUGCUGUUCCUCCUCCCUCCGCACCAGGGCCGAGGUGGAGGGCUCUGGAGGAAGUCUAGGGUCUGGACACCGCCUAAGGGGCAGAGCACAACCUACCCUCCUCCUCCCCCUCAGGUGGCUGCUCUCCCCCUCGAGAGGGGGCGGAGGGCACCAGCCUGCUCUGCAUCACUGCCCCUCCCUGCCUGAGCCCCAUCUUCACCCAGGAUAGGGUGGGGAAGGUAGGCCUGGGAAUCACGAAUGGUCCCCAGCUCUGGUCCAUAAGCCCUGAUGGGUAGGUGGGACUGUGGCUGGGGCAUUUCCACCCUCCCAGAGCCACCCAGCUGGCCACCUCAGGACAAGGCUGCCCUCCAGGAGAGAGCUCCACCCGCUCCUGCCCCGCUUUUCCCGGCAGUAGCCCAUGUGCGACUGCCCAGGGAUGCUUGGCCUGGGUCUUGGGGAGUACUGUGCUUGUCCACAGUACUCCCUGCCCAGCAAAUGGGGCUCUUUUCCUAGCACCCACACUCUUCUAGCCCAGGUUCUGGUUCUUGCAGAGAUGGAAGCAACGCCAGGUCUUCCUUGUACAGAAGGGAAAACAGAGACCACAGUGGGCAGAGGUCCCUGCGCCCAGCCCUGGUCUGUACCACCUCCUGCCUCACCCCCACUAGGCCCCAAGCAUGAGCUGCCUCGAGUGCCAGGUGGACCUGCACCCUGCUUCCUGUUCCCUGCCCAGGCAGAUCUGGGGCUCAGGCCCUGCAUGGGCCCCAGGGUGGAUGGGGCCAUGCCCUCUCCAGCUCCUGUGCUGGCCUGGCGUGGCCCCUUCCUCUGGGACAUACUUCAAGUUCUGAAAAGACAUCGGUCCCCCUUACCACUCAGACCAACAGGAUGGUGGUGAGGGGCUAUGGCUUUGCCCAUGCUAGGGGAAGGCGCUCUGAGGCUCCCACCACAGCCUCUUCCCUCCAGCCCCCUGUCCAAUUCAGACACAGCCUCCAAAGGGAGUGAAAUAAAACUAACUUUUGUUUACAACCACAUGUGUAUGUGUAUGAAUGUCCGCAUAAAUGUGUGUGUGUGUGCUUGUGUAUGUAUGUGGGAGUGUGGUGUGUGCACAUAUGUGUGAGUACACAUAUAUGCGUGUGUGUACGUGUCCACCGCUGGCCUCUGGGGACACAUGGCUCAGCUCUAGGAUGGCUGGGAGAGGAAACCACUUUGCAGGGACCAUCUGGGGAGCAAGGCCCAGGUUGAGCCCCUGCAGCUCCUUGGAGACACUCUGGUGCCUCUCUGUGCCAGGCAAUAGGCUCUGCCCAGAGGGGAGGGAUAUGGCUGAAUGAGAACAAAGAACAGCCGGGCCUGCACGUUUAGAGCCCAAGGUGGUAGCUCAAAGGACAGAGAGGCAGUCCUGUCUCAGGCCCCGGCAUUAUCCAGAUGCUGGCCAAAGCCUGCAGUGGUAGCUUUUGGUAGGGAGCAAAGGCGAGCACAGUUGGGGAAACAGCUGCUGCCGUCAAGGAGCCACCUUGGUCUAGACUUCAGUGAUCCUGCUGUCUACCAGCCUCCCUCAGGCCCAAGGCAGGCCCUGAGAACUUCUCCCAGAUUGCAAAUCCUCUCUGGGGUCCCAGGGCCAAGCCCCAAGCCUGGGUGGACCCCAACCCAGCCUGCCUCUGGUCAGAU
Messenger RNA from Aethalodelphis obliquidens (Pacific white-sided dolphin), 3838 nucleotides. It is a transcript of the gene GJC2, whose product is annotated as gap junction protein gamma 2. The record is from RefSeq and is a predicted model, not a curated record. Bases 926 to 2185 code for a protein of 419 amino acids. Gene Ontology annotation, cellular component: connexin complex. The transcript has 3 exons. NCBI's taxonomy places the organism in Eukaryota, Metazoa, Chordata, Mammalia, Artiodactyla, Delphinidae. Gene Ontology annotation, biological process: cell-cell signaling. Gene Ontology annotation, molecular function: gap junction channel activity.